This is a messenger RNA of Manihot esculenta (cassava), 2396 nucleotides long. Its product is annotated as probable metal-nicotianamine transporter YSL7. Gene Ontology annotation, molecular function: oligopeptide transmembrane transporter activity. The transcript has 6 exons. NCBI's taxonomy places the organism in Eukaryota, Viridiplantae, Streptophyta, Magnoliopsida, Malpighiales, Euphorbiaceae. The record is from RefSeq and is a predicted model, not a curated record. The coding region runs from base 133 to 2265 and encodes 710 amino acids. Gene Ontology annotation, cellular component: membrane.
GUCUCACAUACUCCUUUCUCCCUUUCUUCUCUCUCUCCCCACACUAUUUAUUACACGCCUUUCAGUUUCACAACCGCAUUGCUACAAAUCAGCCUCACUGUCUUUCUUCUCCUCUUCUUCCAGAUCCGUAAAAUGGCAAUUGACACCAAUGAAGAACGAAACCGAUCCUCCCAUGUCGCACAAGACGAUGAACACGUUCAUAUUCACGAUGCUGAAAAUGAGAAGAAGAAAAAUAAUAAUGUUGCUAAAGGACUUGAACGAGAACCAGAACCGGAAUCCAUCGAGAAGAUCUUCGAGUCUAAAGAGGUUCCUCCAUGGCAGAAUCAACUCACCCUCAGAGCUCUCGUUGUCAGCUUUAUUUUGGGGAUUUUGUUCAGCUUUAUAGUGAUGAAACUCAAUCUCACUACUGGUGUCAUCCCCUCCCUCAACGUCUCUGCUGGUCUCUUAGGCUUCUUCUUCGUCAAGACUUGGACAAAGCUCCUCAACAAGGCUGGCUUCUUAAAGCAACCAUUUACCCGUCAAGAGAACACCGUCAUCCAGACCUGUGUUGUCGCCACCUCCGGUAUUGCUUUUAGCGGUGGUUUUGGUAGUUACCUCUUUGGAAUGAGUGAAGCUGUGGCUAAGCAGUCAACAGAAGUCAGUGAUGCACAGAAUAUUAAGAACCCAUCACUGGGGUGGAUGAUUGGCUUUCUUUUUGUUGUUAGCUUUCUUGGCCUCUUUUCUGUGGUGCCUCUUCGGAAGAUAAUGAUUAUCGAUUUCAAAUUGACCUAUCCAAGCGGCACUGCUACUGCUCAUCUUAUCAAUAGCUUUCAUACUCCUCAAGGUGCCAAGUUAGCGAAGAAGCAAGUGAGAGAAUUAGGAAAGUUCUUCUCUUUUAGCUUCUUGUGGGGUUUCUUUCAAUGGUUUUUCACUGCAGGAGAUGACUGUGGAUUCGUAAACUUCCCCACUUUUGGCCUCAAGGCCUAUCAGAAUAAGUUUUAUUUUGAUUUCUCUGCUACAUAUGUUGGUGUUGGAAUGAUCUGUCCAUAUCUAAUCAACGUAUCUCUGCUAAUUGGAGCAAUCCUUUCAUGGGGUAUCAUGUGGCCUCUCAUAAAAAAUAGAGAAGGUGAUUGGUACGCUGCAGAGCAUAGCUCCGGCCUCCAUGGCCUACAAGGUUACAAGGUCUUCAUAGCCAUAGCAAUGAUCCUUGGCGAUGGUGCCUACAACUUCUGCAAAGUCCUUGGACAUACUCUAUCCGGAUUGUAUAAGCAAUUCAAUUCUAACGACACUGUUCUCCCAGUUGCUAAUAGGUCUUCUCCUGUGACUUCUCGAACUCUUUCUUAUGAUGAACAACGGCGAUCAGAACUAUUUCUCAGAGACCAAAUCCCGUCAUGGUUUGCUGUCGGUGGCUACGUCAUUAUUGCAAUAGUCUCGAUUGUCACAGUUCCUCACAUUUUCCAUCAGCUCAAGUGGUACUAUAUCGUAGUGAUAUACGCUAUAGCUCCAAUACUAGCCUUCUGUAAUGCUUAUGGUUGUGGGCUAACAGAUUGGUCCCUUGCAUCCACCUAUGGGAAGCUAGCCAUCUUCACAAUUGGGGCAUGGGCAGGAGCUGCAAAUGGUGGGGUUAUCGCAGGUUUAGCAGCAUGUGGAGUGAUGAUGAACAUAGUAUCCACAGCAUCUGACCUUAUGCAAGACUUCAAGACAGGUUACAUGACAUUAGCUUCACCAAAGUCAAUGUUUGUGAGCCAAGUUAUUGGAACUGCAAUGGGCUGUGUCAUCUCUCCGUGUGUUUUCUGGCUCUUCUACAAGGCUUUCCAUAAUCUUGGUGCCCCUAGCUCAGAAUAUCCAGCUCCUUUUGCUCUUGUUUAUCGAAACAUGUCGAUUCUAGGGGUUGAAGGUUUCUCAGCCUUACCAAGGCACUGUCUUACGCUCUGCUACAUAUUCUUCGCUGCAGCCAUAAUUAUCAAUGCCAUCAGAGAUGCAGUGGGGAAGAGGAGAGCUCGUUUUAUACCUGUACCAAUGGCAAUGGCGAUACCCUUCUACAUUGGAGGCUACUUCGCUAUUGACAUGUGUGUUGGGAGCUUUAUAUUAUUCAUCUGGAAGAGGAUUAAUAAGGGCAAGGCCAGUGCAUUUGGACCCGCUGUAGCUUCUGGGUUGAUAUGUGGUGAUGGGAUAUGGACUUUGCCUAGCUCCAUACUGUCUUUGGCAGGAGUGAGGCCACCAAUAUGCAUGAAAUUCCUUUCCAAGAGCCAAAAUUUGAAGGUGGACACUUUCUUAAAUUCUUAGAUGAAUGCUAUAGCUACAACUUUAAUUUGCUCUUUACAUUUAUGUCUUAUUUUUCAUUCGGAGACAAUAUCAUUUUUUUCUCCUGCUAUGCAAUUCAAGCGUAUACUUUUCUUAGCUUUGUUUUCACAAGA